GUUGGAAAGUUGUCCGAAAGCCUCGCCAGCUGCUCAGACCGCGACUAAUUAUAUAAGUUGUAGCUUUAAAGAGAAAAUAAGACACUGACGAAAUUUCUUGGGGACUUUCUUCCUGCGCUUCCCCUGCCUUGGACAGAGAGCUUGCAACCUGCCUCUCCGUUUCUGACGAUAUUCACGGCUUCAUUGUAAAUAGACAAAAAGAACACAAUGACAACACAUUUCAGGAGCGGCCCUGCCUUUGGACUUUCCGCCGAAGUUAAGAGUAAGUUGGCUGGCAAGUAUGACCCACUGAAGGAGGAUGAACUGAGGCUGUGGAUUGAGGAUGUGACUGGCAAAAGAAUGGGGGACAAUUUCAUGGAGAGUCUGAAGGAUGGAGUUCUGUUGUGCGAACUUAUUAAUGUUCUCCAGCCAGGCUCUGUGAGGAAGAUUAACCGCUCCAGUCAAAACUGGCACCAGCUGGAAAACAUUGGGAAUUUUGUCCGUGCCAUCACAGAGUAUGGCCUGAAGCCGCAUGACAUCUUUGAGGCCAAUGAUCUGUUUGAGAAUGUCAACCAUACUCAGGUCCAAUGCACACUCAUCGCUCUGGCUGGAAUGGCCAAGUCUAAAGGUUUCCGCUCUAAAUACGAUUUGGGGGUGAAGUAUGCUGAGAAACAGCAGCGACGUUUCGCUCCAGAGAAGCUCAGGGAGGGACGGAACAUCAUAGGUUUGCAGAUGGGCACCAACAAGCUUGCCAGCCAAAAGGGCAUGACCUCUUAUGGGACGCGUCGCCAUUUGUAUGAUGCCAAGAUGGGCAUGGACAAACCAGAGGACCAAUCAACUAUCAGCUUACAGAUGGGCACCAACAAAGGAGCCAGCCAGGCUGGUAUGACAGCUCCAGGAACACGUAGGCACAUCUUUGACAAGAAUCUGAAGCUGGAGAACUGUGACACCACCACCAUCUCACUUCAGAUGGGCACCAACAAAGUGGCCUCCCAGCGGGGCAUGACCACCUAUGGCCUGCCCCGCCAGGUCUUCGACAACAAGUACUGCACCAACCCCACUGAGACCUACUACGACAACGGGAGCGAGGUGGAGUUUGACGGCUACAACCAGUACUCUGAUUAAAAUAAAACCAUGGACAGCUUCACCCCUCUUCCUCCUUUUGCUUUAACCUCAAACAACCACUGCUGUUUUCAUGACGACCAAACCUUCCAGACUGUUAUUUAACUCAGACUGACGUCACCGUUGUCUUCAUUCCCCGUCUUUUCUUAACAUAAUUUUACUCUUAGGAAUUUAUUGUUUGCCUUUCCAUGAGCAAAAGAAAAAAAAAAACUAGUGUUUACACUGACCUUAAGUUAAAAAAUGUCAUGCUGUGGCCAACUUCUGUCGCCCUGGUUAAUGUUAUUUCAGCUAGAAAAUACCCACACAGAGCUCAGAAGUUGAUUUUAUUGACCUUUGCUUUGUACAUUUUUUUUUUCCUACAGCUUUUUAUAAUUGUAAUUAGAGAUUUUAAGCUCUUCAUUUUUAGCUCACAUCCUUGCCCUUCUACAGCAGUUUGAACACUGAAGCAGGAUCUGAAAGUUCUUCCAGAGGAAGCAGAAGACCGUGUUGGUGCUAUUGAACUUUGGCCCAGUUGGAACGGAUUCCAGCUCUGCAGGCUCAAAGGUUCAACCCUUUGGGAUGACUUGGGAGCUCCGGGCCGUGGACUGAUCGGGGUGCAGAAUACUGGAGGACUGUGUGGACACUGCGUGUUUUAAUGAGCACCUGCACUAACAGAUGGCUAUUAGUGACCUUGUAAGUCGUUUUACAGGGCUUGUUUACGUGGUUUGUUUGCUGCAUUUCUAAAUAUCUGGUUUAUUUUUAUUUUUGGCAAAGUUCUGCUUCUCUAAAUGAACAAUUGUAAGUGCAGUGGUGCCCAGUUUGAAGUUUGGUAAUUUAGAUCUUUUGUAUUGCGUGUCUUGUUUUGCUCCAUCAAUGUGGGAGAAGUUUCUUCUUGCCUUAUGCUUUAAUGAACAGCUUUAUUAUUGCUUUAUUAGCACUUUACUUGGUUUCAUUUUGUGUGCAGAAAACAGUAGUGGAAAAUAACUAAGUACAUUUACUUAUAUACUAUGUUUGGUACAAUUUAAAGGUACUUGGACAUUUUUCCCCACUUAUGCAGCCUCAAAUUUGAGUGGUGUUGGCUCAAACACGCCCAGAUAACGGGGCCGCGUUGUGAAUGUUUGCAUCUUUUAGAAAAAAUAGUAAAACUUGUGUAUAUUAAUGAAGCCGAAUUAAAAAUAAAGUUACUCUCAUUCACUUGUAUUUUUUCCUCUGUAUUUUUUCAAGUAAAUAGCGACAUAAUUUGUGGAGAAAAAGCAGUCCAGUAAGACGUGUCGUAAAAUAAAAUCCUCUACGAUUAUCUCCCACAAAAAAGUUAUAAGUUGAGUAAUUUCUUGACUCUUUACUAACGCAGUCCACAGAUAUGAGAGUCAACUUGGCUGCUUAUUUAACUGCAUGUGAAAUUUAGUGGUUAAUGACAGGUGCACCGCCGCUAUGGAUGAUAGCUGUUAAUUUUUUAUUUUUUUUUUAACAUUUUCAUCAUUACAGAUAUUUAAACAUUCAGACACAACAAUCGGAAGCUGUGAAUUGGUAUUGCAAUCUAAGUAAAAUGUCCAAGUACCUACUUUAUCCACCGCUAGCAAUCAGUAGGAAGGUGGAAAGCAGACCUAGCAGAAAUCCCCUGAUCUGUCAAGCCAAAUAAUCAUGUCAUUUAAAAAAUAUUUAAUUCUAAUGUUCACCCACCGAAGGUCACGAAUGUAACACCUAUUGUUAGAGGCAACUCUCUUUUACAGGAUGCAUCACACACACGCCUGAAUGUCUAUUCUGCAACAGCGUAUUUAGGACUUGUAAAAGCGCGCCACCUAGUGUUGGUUUACUGUAUGGCAAUGCACCAAAUGUUUUUGUUCACUUGUAUUAUUGUGUUACUUCAUGGAAAUAACCUUCCCUGUGACAGGUAAUGUUGAGUAAAUGUAAAGGAACAUUUCACCCUAAUGGUUUUUUUUUCUUCCUUUUUUUUCACCAAACAUGACAUUUGUGCAAUAAAAACACUUCAAAGAA
Melanotaenia boesemani (Boeseman's rainbowfish) is the source of this 3075-nucleotide messenger RNA. It is a transcript of the gene cnn1b, whose product is annotated as calponin 1, basic, smooth muscle, b. Lineage: Eukaryota; Metazoa; Chordata; Actinopteri; Atheriniformes; Melanotaeniidae. The record is from RefSeq and is a predicted model, not a curated record. The transcript has 7 exons. Gene Ontology annotation, biological process: actomyosin structure organization. Gene Ontology annotation, molecular function: actin binding. Bases 208 to 1104 code for a protein of 298 amino acids.